Molecule: messenger RNA, 942 nt
Organism: Chrysochloris asiatica (Cape golden mole)
Lineage: Eukaryota; Metazoa; Chordata; Mammalia; Afrosoricida; Chrysochloridae
Product: olfactory receptor 2M3-like
Exons: 1
Coding region: 1-942 (313 amino acids)
Biological process (GO): G protein-coupled receptor signaling pathway
Cellular component (GO): membrane
Molecular function (GO): G protein-coupled receptor activity; olfactory receptor activity
Source: RefSeq, a predicted model, not a curated record
AUGAUGACAUGGAAGAAUCAGACCUUCAAGUCUGGCUUUAUCUUGCUGGGAAUCUUCGAUCAAAGCCCUACUCAUGCCUUUCUCUUCUCUCUGGUGCUGGGCAUCUUCACAGUGGCCUUCAUGGGAAAUACUGCUAUGGUUGUUCUUAUCUACCUGGACUCACAGCUCCAUACCCCCAUGUACUUCCUCCUCAGCCAACUCUCUCUCAUGGACCUCAUGCUUAUCUGCACCACAGUACCCAAGAUGGCCCUAAACUACUUGUCUGGAAAAAAAUCCAUCUCUGUGGCAGGUUGUGGAACCCAGAUAUUUUUCUAUGUUUCCCUGCUGGGAUCUGAAUGUUUCCUGCUGGCUGUCAUGGCCUAUGACCGCUAUGUCGCUAUAUGCCACCCAUUAAGGUACCCUAUUCUCAUGAGACCAAAAAUUUGUCGUCUCAUGGCUGCUUCGUCCUGGCUUCUAGGUUCAUUUGACGGUAUAAUUGAAGUUGCAGUUGCAUUAUCCUUCUCAUAUUGUGGUGCCCGGGAAAUACCCCAUUUCUUUUGUGAUGUCCCUGCUCUUCUCACUCUUUCAUGCACAAACACCUCAACAUUUGAAAGGAUGAUAUUUAUCUGCUGCAUAAUUAUGCUUCUCUUCCCUGUAGCAGUUAUUGGUGCUUCCUAUACUCGUGUCAUUCUGGCUGUAAUUAGCAUGGGAUCUGGGGAAGGUCGUCGCAAAGCUUUCACUACAUGUUCCUCCCACCUCAUGGUGGUGGGCAUGUACUAUGGAGCAGCCAUGUUCAUAUACAUGCGACCCACUUCUGAUCGUUCACCAACUCAAGACAAGAUGGUGUCAGCCUUCUAUACCAUCCUCACUCCUAUGUUGAAUCCCCUAAUAUAUAGUCUCCGCAACAAAGAAGUAUCCCGAGCAUUCAUGAAGGUAUUAGGGAAGGGCAAGUCUAGAGAGUAA